CCUUGCCUCUCAUUAUAGGUUUCCCACUCCGAUACUGAUAUUCAAACUUGCUUCCUCAAAAUCAAACCUUUAUCUUCUCCCAUAGCCUGAAACUUCUUCAUCAAUCAAUGGCCUAUGGUACAAACAGAGGCUACUCUGUUUUGGAUGGGUUUACUCUGAACCCUGUCCCAUAUCCUGUUCUGCUAAUCCUUGCUGUGUUAUUUGUCUUCCUCGGCAUCUCAUGGUACUUCUCCUACGAGGAAGUUGUCGAAAGUGCAGAAGAACAAUUGGGUUGGGUUCUAUUCGCUACCCCAGUUGCGAUACUACUCCUAGCUCGUUGGUUGUCUUCCGUUGAUACUUCUGAUUGGUUCUUCUUUGGCUCUUCGCCUUGGGAAAGGCAGAGGAGGACUCAUCAUCUUCCAUCAGAGGGAAGCUCGCCAUGGGGUGUGGCUGCUCUUAUUGUGGUCUUGCUCAUUAUGAUUCAGUACCAAUCUUCCUUUCUUGAAAACUGGUUCUUUUAAUAUGAUUUGAAUUCUGCUCUGUUUGUUUGUUUGUUUGUUUUUUUUUUUUUAGUGGUUUGAGUAUCUAGAUAAAGUUCUGGGUAGUAAAUGUUUAAUACGAUACUUUGAUUUUGUUUGUCAGAGGCUAGAAAACUUCGGAUCUACCUUGUAGAUCUUGUGAUUAUUGUAAAUAUAUGAUAGACGAUGGUGUUGUAUGAAUCUGGUUUAAGAUAUGGAACCUAAUUUAAUAAAGAAGCUUUGAUUUCUUCAGUUUUGGA
Messenger RNA from Neltuma alba, 757 nucleotides. RefSeq lists its product as uncharacterized. Bases 108 to 500 code for a protein of 130 amino acids. NCBI's taxonomy places the organism in Eukaryota, Viridiplantae, Streptophyta, Magnoliopsida, Fabales, Fabaceae. The record is from RefSeq and is a predicted model, not a curated record. The transcript has a single exon.